This is a messenger RNA of Prunus dulcis (almond), 2234 nucleotides long. RefSeq names its product beta-hexosaminidase 2. NCBI's taxonomy places the organism in Eukaryota, Viridiplantae, Streptophyta, Magnoliopsida, Rosales, Rosaceae. Gene Ontology annotation, cellular component: membrane. Gene Ontology annotation, biological process: carbohydrate metabolic process; glycosaminoglycan metabolic process. Gene Ontology annotation, molecular function: beta-N-acetylhexosaminidase activity. The coding region runs from base 286 to 2070 and encodes 594 amino acids. The transcript is spliced from 2 exons. The record is from RefSeq and is a predicted model, not a curated record.
UUGCCAAGCCCUGUCUGUAGACUCUAGGAAAGGAAGGAACUUUUCUAACCACAAAUACAAAGAGCAUAGAACAUAGAACAUAACGUUAAACAGGAAGCUUCAAAUCAUUACCCAACAAAUUAUUAGUAAUUAACAAGCAAAGAAGAGAAGGACUGCAGUCGGCAGACUCGACUCACUCACUCGUAUUUAAAGCACCCCGGUCUUCCUCAGCUUACUGUGGCUGCCUGUCAACUGUGCGGCUCCAAACAUAAAUACUGGUGGUUAAUCCCUAAAUUUAAAUUAGCUAUGUUUUCUGUCUUCAAUACCUUCAAUUCUAGUGCCUUGCAGAUUCUCAUCAUCCUAAGCUUGCUCUUGGCCUCUGCUGCGCAAAUCUCAUUCUCAUCCUCCCAAUCUAAUUCCAAUUCCGGAGUCAAUGUGUGGCCAAAGCCAAGGAACUUUUCGUGGCCUCAGCCGCAGCAGGCCAACCUUCUCUCCCCUAACUUCUCCAUCACUUUUCCGGACCACCACAAAUACCUAUCAUCCUCCGUAAAACGGUACCUGCAGCUUAUUCUAAGCGAGCACCACCUCCCCCUCGUCAACCCAUCCUCCUUCAUCCACAUCAACACCUCCGCCCCACCCUUGCUCACCCUCUCCGUCACUGUUGCUGAUCUCAGCGCCCCUCUUCACCACGGUGUCGAUGAGUCUUACACACUUACAAUCCCCAUCUCCGGAGGAGCCGCCGAUCUGGCUGCCCAGACGGCGUGGGGCGCCAUGAGGGGCCUCGAGACAUUUUCACAGCUGGUGUGGGGCGAUCCCUCCCUCGUGGCUGUGGGCGUCUACGUGUGGGACUCUCCACUCUUCGGGCACAGAGGAGUGAUGCUGGACACCUCUAGAAACUUCUACGGAGUGCAGGACAUGCUCAGGACCAUUGAGGCAAUGAGCGCCAAUAAGCUCAAUGUCUUCCAUUGGCACAUCACUGACUCUCAUUCUUUCCCACUGAUGGUGCCUUCCGAGCCUGAGUUGGCAUCCAAGGGAUCUUAUGGGUCGAAUAUGCACUACUCUCCGGCUGAUGUCACCAAGAUUGUUGAGUUUGGUUUGGAGCAUGGUGUCAGGGUUCUCCCGGAAAUCGAUUCGCCUGGCCACACAGGAUCGUGGGCCGCAGCCUACCCAGAUAUUGUGACAUGUGCAAAUAUGUUCUGGUGGCCAGAUGGAGUUGAUUGGGCUGACCGGCUUGCUGCUGAACCAGGAACCGGUCAUCUGAAUCCAUUGAACCCCAAGACCUACCAAGUCCUCAAAAACAUCAUCCGUGAUGUGGCAAUACUAUUCCCUGAACCAUUUUACCACGCUGGAGCUGAUGAGAUCAUACCUGGCUGCUGGAAAGCUGAUCCGACCAUUCAGUCAUUCCUAUCUGAGGGUGGAACUCUCAGUCAGCUCCUUGAGCUUUUUGUCAACUCCACUUUCCCUUACAUUGUAUCACUUAAUAGGACAGUGGUGUAUUGGGAAGACGUUUUACUGGAUGAUAAUAUCAAGGUGCAAUCAACAGUUCUUCCCCAAGAGCAUACCAUCUUACAAACGUGGAACAAUGGUCACAACAACACUAAACGAAUUGUGUCUUCUGGAUACCGUGUCAUCGUGUCAUCUUCAGAAUUCUAUUACUUGGAUUGUGGUCACGGUGACUUUCUAGGGAACAAUAGCAUCUAUGAUCAACAAACAGGCAGUGGCACAAGAAAUGGGGGAUCCUGGUGCGGUCCUUUCAAAACAUGGCAAACCAUGUAUAAUUAUGAUAUAACGUAUGGAUUGACUGAAGAGGAGGUGAAGUUGGUGCUAGGUGGAGAGGUUGCAUUGUGGUCUGAGCAAGCUGACCCGACAGUUUUGGAUGCACGCAUUUGGCCGCGAGCUUCAGCAGUGGCAGAGUCAUUAUGGUCGGGGAAUAGGGACGAGAAAGGUAUGAAGAGGUAUGCAGAGGCAACUGAUCGGUUGAAUGAAUGGAGGAGCAGAAUUGUGGCUAGAGGUGUUGGGGCUGAACCCAUUCAACCACUUUGGUGUGUCAGGAACCCAGGAAUGUGCAACACAUUUAACCCAGUUGGUUAAAAUGCUCUGAUUUUGUGUCUGUGUGAAUCUAUUUUUAAGGGAAUAAAAGUGCAUCAGUCAACUCAAAACCACCUAUAUAACAACCACCAGUGCCUAAUGAAAUACUCAAACUCGGCAAACUCUAUCAAUUAUACUUAAUGUGAAACAAUGAUAGCCAGAUCAAA